GAGGAGGUUACUGGAGGGGGGGUCUCCAGCUGGCUCAUCUGAUCCCUGCAGUUCUGUAGGAGAGUGCAGAGUGUGUCAUGUUACAAAGAAGCGAAGAUCAGCUACAGCACAGCUCCCAGCCAGUUGAGAAUUACACCUUCCUAGUGGGAAACUUUUAUGUCUGACUUCUCAACAACUUUUACAGACCACUGACUAUCAAAAGGAAAGAGAAGCCACCAAAAGAAAAAAAUCAAACUCAUCAGCUUCUAACAGAACUUUCCUCAAACUUUUCUAUUACUUUUAAUUUGGGAUCUUUUUAACUAAUCAAAGUGGAGAAGACAUUUAUUUACUGUUGUCUGUGGACCUCAUUCCUAUAUCCUCCUUGGCAUACAGUGAUCAGCUGAUAUUGGAUCCACCUUGUCUUGAAUGCCAACCUGAACCCUGGAUCCUGCUCCUUCUCUUAAGAUUGUGGAUUAUUUAUUUGUAUUUAUUUAUUUAUUACUCUUCUGGAUAUGGAGGGGAAGGAGGGUUGGAGAGGUGCUGCUAGCAAUGUUGCCUUAGCAAGGAGUUCUAAUGACAAGCCCCCUAGGACAGGAGACUGUAGGAAGUGCAGCAGGUUCCCUGCACUCUUGGGAUGUGGGUUUGCUAUGGUAUCUGUAUUUUCUCUGGUUCUCAGCCUCCUAGUUCAUUUUAGGACCUCAGAUCUCCAGUCCAGAGUUUCUCAUUUAGAGAAGCAAAGAUACACUCAGCUAUCUGCCUUAGUCUCUACAGACCAAAUGGAGGCUGCUAUUUUGGGAAGAGUUGACCAACUGCUGGAAGAGAAAUUAAAAUCUCAUAUACCAAAGCUUCGAGAAGCAAGAGAUACAUCGAUAAAAUGCCUUUGUCCACCUGGGCCUCCUGGAGCAAGGGGCAAGAGAGGACAUAAUGGGGAGAAAGGUAUUGUAUGUUUCUCUCUUAAAGGUUACGGAAAUUAUGCUGAGCUACACAAUAAUGUUGUUGUUAUUUCUAGCCUGGCGUGCAAUCAUUUACAUAAAGAUCAGUUUCCAAAUACACUAAAAUUACAGCUAAGGCAAAAUUAUUUUAAUAAUUGA
Molecule: messenger RNA, 1070 nt
Organism: Spea bombifrons (plains spadefoot toad)
Lineage: Eukaryota; Metazoa; Chordata; Amphibia; Anura; Pelobatidae
Product: collagen alpha-1(XIII) chain-like
Exons: 3
Coding region: 492-1070 (192 amino acids)
Source: RefSeq, a predicted model, not a curated record